Messenger RNA from Salvia splendens (bonfire salvia), 1464 nucleotides. RefSeq names its product B3 domain-containing protein At5g42700. Lineage: Eukaryota; Viridiplantae; Streptophyta; Magnoliopsida; Lamiales; Lamiaceae. Gene Ontology annotation, molecular function: DNA binding. The transcript is spliced from 7 exons. The record is from RefSeq and is a predicted model, not a curated record. The coding region runs from base 103 to 1056 and encodes 317 amino acids.
ACGCAUAUAAACAAACAGAAGUUUGUGUGCAUAUUUGAACACAAUAAAAACUUUUGGUAGUGAAAAAAGUUGGGGGAAAACAUACAACUACAAAAUUUGCUCAUGAGAACCAGUAAAUUGAGACAAGAAUCAGACGAGGAUGAGGUCCAGAUCUCUGAUGUCUCAGAUUAUUGUCCGGCAGGCUUCACGGAUUCCUCAUCUAAGCAAAAGAAGAGGAGGAAGAAUGUGGGGCAAAUAGAUAACAAGAAAAAGGUUGUUUCAAGAAAGCUCAAGUCUAAAGAUAUACAAGCAUCAGCCAGUCCCAAGAAAUCAAAAAGCAGCAUUGCACGAAAGAGGACCAGGUUUGCCGACCUAUACGAUAAUAUCGAAGCUCAGUAUUCUGUAGUGGAGCGAGCAGAAAGAGUGGGAGAACAUUUGGAAAACGAACUACCUCAUUUUGUGAAGUAUAUGCUCCCAUCAAAUGUUGCACAUGGAUUUUGGCUGCAUCUACCGAAGAAUUUUUGCAGUAAAUAUUUGCCCAAACAUGAUACAUCGAUUGUGUUGGUGGAUGAAUGGGGAAAUGAAUACAUAACAUCUUACCUUAUCGAUAGGCAUGGGUUGAGUGCUGGAUGGAGGGGCUUUUCCAUAUCGCACAUGUUGCUGAAAGGAGAUAUACUGUUUUUCCAUAUGACUGCGCCUUGCAAAUUUAAGGUACACAUUGUGAGAGUACACGAUGCAGAUGUUGUAAGUGCAGCACUCUGUCUCAUGGAUAUGGAUGCUUCUGCUAGAGGAAGCAGCAAUGAAGUUCUCUCGAAGACAGACAAGAGGAGGGGGAGGAAGCGCAGAAAGACAGAGUACGUGGAGCCUUAUCAGCUAGACAUUGCUUCUCCAGUGGAGAACUUUAAAGGCAAAAACUCGAUCCUUAGCCCUGUGGCAGAUCAUAGCAGCAACCCUUUUAGCUCGGACAUGGUUGAAAAAGGUCCUGAAAUCACAAAUCAGCACCAAACGAAUGACCUCUGCUAUCCCGAGACAUCUUUUUUACGCGAUCAUGCUCGUGAGGGCGUCACUUGUAGAUAGCUGUGCAAAGUCUCGAGGUUGGUUGUAGGCAGUAUGAGUUUUUGAGUGGAUCCAGGACAUAUAUAGAUGCUUCAAACUUCGAUUUACAACGUGGGGAUGGUGAGGUGGAAGAUGCAAAUAUUUGAAGAUAUUGUGGAAAUGUAGAAAUUCUGAUAGAAGGCCUUGAAUAUAUACUGACUCCGACGUCCAAAGGUAAAAAAGAAAUUAAAUAUAUUUAGUUUGAUAUAUGCUUCUUAGGUACAUGAUGUUCAUACAGACGCUUCAUUAUCAUGGUCUUGUCUUCAAGCAUUUUGGAAUUUAGUGUAAUGUUUGAAACUUGGGAAGUUAUGGAAUCCCGAACGUAUGUUCCAGUAGCUAAAAGAACUACAGUUUGAGUUUUACAAUUCACAGUUGUUUUGGAUGUAGUAA